This is a messenger RNA of Agrilus planipennis (emerald ash borer), 711 nucleotides long. Its product is annotated as thiosulfate sulfurtransferase/rhodanese-like domain-containing protein 3. The coding region runs from base 297 to 611 and encodes 104 amino acids. Lineage: Eukaryota; Metazoa; Arthropoda; Insecta; Coleoptera; Buprestidae. Gene Ontology annotation, molecular function: thiosulfate-cyanide sulfurtransferase activity. Gene Ontology annotation, cellular component: mitochondrion. The transcript has a single exon. The record is from RefSeq and is a predicted model, not a curated record.
GGACACUUAUCAAUUUUUAUUGAGUGGAAAUGAAUUUCAACUGUGCUUUGACAUAAAAUCUGAACAAAAGCGCCGAUUUUAAUUCGCGUUUUUUAACGCUUUCCACUAAAUUCCAUGUUUUAUUAAGUUUCAAAGCCAAACGGCAUUUUAACAUGCUUUGAUGCCAAAUUCUUUAUAUCUUUUGACAGUUUUCGAUUUUUUUGUUACAAAUACAAAAUUUCUUUUCCAAAAAACAAAAAUGAAAACAAAAAAACGCUGAGCAAGAAUGAAGUUCUUCGCCGUUUAAUUUCAAUUUCAUGGACGUGAAAACUAACGCGGCAGUAGAAGGAUAUUUAAAUGCACUUCUUCUAGAUGUUCGUGAUCGUUGCGAAGUAGAAAAUACUAAACAGAUUUGUGGAAGUAUUAACAUUCCAGUAACCGAGCUCGUAAAUGCUUUUAAUGAAAUCUCAGAAUUGGAAUUCAAAACUCGCUACGGUUUCAAGAAACCGGGACCUGACUGUCCAAUCAUUAUCUGCUACCAAGCGGGGGUUAGAGCUGCUCAUGCUUUAAGAAUCAUGCAAAGAUUAGGAUACCGAAAAGUUUUCACCUACAAGGGAAUGCACAACUGCUAAACGAAACAUAACUAUAGAUACUUGUCAAUUACCAAAAUAAAAGAAAGAAAUUCCAAAUUCUGUUUACUGCCGCUAUGCGAAAAACAAUUCUUUUCUUUAU